AUGGCACUCAAAAGAAUCCAGAAGUGUGUUUUACCGGACUAUUUUCAGGAACUCCAAGAUCUGGGACGUGACCCACCGGCUCAGUGUUCUGCUGGCCCUGUAGGCGAUGAUUUGUUCCAUUGGCAAGCUACAAUUAUGGGUCCUCCUGAGUCACCAUACCAAGGAGGAGUCUUUUUCCUUACGAUUCACUUCCCCACGGAUUAUCCAUUUAAGCCACCAAAGGUAUGUUUCAGGCUUGCUUCCAAGUUCAAUGAGGCGGGAAAGAUUUGA
Strongylus vulgaris is the source of this 270-nucleotide messenger RNA. The record is from the annotation of a GenBank genome assembly. NCBI's taxonomy places the organism in Eukaryota, Metazoa, Nematoda, Chromadorea, Rhabditida, Strongylidae.